GAUUGGAACUUGUAAUUAAAGAUUCUGGAGGCCUCGUUAACGUUUCAAACUAAGGCAAAGCAAGAACGGAGUCGUCGGUAUGAGGCAGUUACCGUGGAUCUUUGUGUUUCUUCAAGUACUUCUGCUGACCUCGUUGCUCUCCUCGAGCCGGUCUGCCUCGACGAGAUCCCGCGGGAAAAAGAAGGUCGCCAAAGAAACGAAGGAAGUAAACAUUUGCGAAAUCGAGGACCCGCACGUACCGAUUUAUUGCUACUGCAACGACAACGUAGUCAGGAACGCGACGGAGGCGAAAUGUUUGGUUCUGAGCUCGUUAGAUCCAAACGAUCCGUCAUGGGACUACUUCGACUCGCAGAUCUACUUGCAGGAGCUGACGUUCAACGUGAAGAUGCUCGACAGCUUAGACUACAUACCCACGCAGCUGCUGCGGCAGCUGAAAAAUCUGCAGAAGAUCACGUUUCACUACGCGAAGAUCGCCGAGCUGCCCGAUUACGUGUUCUCGAAUCUGUCCACGAUCACGGACAUCGAUCUCAACAAAAAUUCCAUCACCGCGUUGAAGACGCACGCGUUCGAGAAUAUGAAGAGCCUGCGGGUCGUCAGUUUAAACGAAAAUCGAAUCACCGAGAUUAACAGACAUACGUUCGUAAAUCUGCCGUCGAUGAAGAGUCUCUUGCUCGCUCACAACAACAUCAGCACGAUGCACGACAAGGCUUUCAAGCAUUUGACCACCCUGGAAGAAUUGGAGCUGUCGGACAAUCGGAUCAAGGUGAUCACCGGUGACAGCUUUCACGGUUUACGGAAUCUGGUGCGACUCGAUCUUCGGAACAAUUUGCUCGACAUGAUCGGCGGUCGAACCUUUAUCGAAAUGCCGUCGUUGCAAGAGCUCGAGCUGGAUUCGAACAAGAUCGUAUAUAUUUCGGACAAGGCGCUCGAAGGUCUAAGAAACCUGAGGAAACUCAGUCUCAGCGACAACAAGCUCGCCACUCUCGAGCCGGACUUUCUGGCCGGUGCACCGGGUGUUUACUUCCUAGACCUUAGGGACAAUCAACUGAAAACGAUAACCUUCGAUAAUGUCAAGCCCAUCGUGACGAACAUGUACAACGUAACCAGCCACUUCUACCUGAACGGCAACAAACUGAUUUGUGACUGCAAACUGGCGUGGAUCUGGGGCCUGAGAAACGAGACAAAGAACAGGAAGCUACGGAAUGCCUUGGAGAAGCUCACUUGCUUCUUGGAAAGCAAUAACGCAUCGCAGAAGAUCAACAACGCGGACCUCGAAUGGAACGAGGAUUUCAAGAUUGCACGAAAUCCAAAGGAAUACGUGCCUGAAAGCUUGAGAACCGCGAACAUCGAGGACGACAACGCUUACUUGGGUGACGAAUACGAGACCGAAGAUGGCUACGAGGAUUCGAAUUUCGAUUUUCAGUCCAAGGUGCAGCUGAUAGAAGGCAAAUCGAUGCAGAUGAAGAAUCUAUUCGAGCUGAAGAUGGAGGAGCUACCGUGCCCGGAGCCCUCGAGAGAGGAUCUAAUGGCCUCCGAGCAGCCGUCGAGUCGGCACGAGAACGCUCCUGUGGGAUCCUCGGGUUCCAUCUGGUUUUCAUCUUCGGCGAAGACCAUCCACCUCGAGCUGCCCGUUCUCGUCUACCCCUUCAUCCUUUUGCUGUCGUUGCUCUUCACGUAGAAGCGGCUCCGUUCGUCGUACGACCCACUAAACAGAUCGAAAGGAUGGCCCACGGACGAGGACGAGGACAAAGACGAGAACGAAGACGAGGACGAGGAUGAAGACGAACACGAAC
Messenger RNA from Colletes gigas, 1793 nucleotides. It is a transcript of the gene Con, whose product is annotated as connectin. The transcript is spliced from 6 exons. The record is from RefSeq and is a predicted model, not a curated record. Bases 80 to 1678 code for a protein of 532 amino acids. Gene Ontology annotation, molecular function: protein binding. Lineage: Eukaryota; Metazoa; Arthropoda; Insecta; Hymenoptera; Colletidae.